UGAGGAUGAGGAGGAGGAGAAACCACUGGCUGUGACAGUGACAGUUGCUUCUCCCCCCAGUGUCAUCUUCAUCAUCUUCAUCAUCAUCAUCAUCACCACCAUCAUCCUCCUCAUCAUCAUCGCCCUCAGCAACAGCAGCAGCUCCAGCAGAAGCAGCGUCCAUCGGCAGCGUGGAAGCAGCACGCAUCUCCAAGAGGAAGAUGGGGAAAUGGCAGUUGACCAAAUGUAAGGAUCAAGAAAUCAAACGAGGUCUUCAUUUAUGAUACGAACCCGGGUUUAUGCAUCAAUAGGAACUAUUCAAAGAACAAAAGAUUACCCCCUCUGACGCACAAGGAAACAUGGAUGAAUCUUCAUCCUCGCUGCAGUAUGGAACAAAAAAACGGGUUAAGAUUCACCCGAACACAGUGACGGUGAAAUAUGCCACUCACUUCCCCCAGCCUGGCGAUGAAGGCUACGAUGACGCGCCCUCCUUUGAGGAGUUUGGCGCCUUCGCGGAAGCUAAUGUGGCAAAGAGACUGGUGUCAGACAGCAAAGGUAGCAGGACUUUGUUUGGGACCAUGGAGACCCAGCCGAAGCCGCCACCUGUGCAAAGAGACAAGGGGGUCGGGGGUCAGCUGGCUAGCUUCGGAGAGGCGAAUGUCUUGGCCUCCCGGGUGACCUGGAUGGCCUUGUUUGGGGCGGCGGUGGCUCAUGGCUGCGUGGCGCUGAUUACUCGUUUAGCGGCCGACCGCUCUAAAGUGCCCUCCCUCGAGCUGCUCUUCAUCCGCUCCGUGAUCCAGGUGCUGUCCAUUCUGGUGGUCUUCUACUACCAAGAGGCCCCCUUUGGCCCUAAGGGCUACCGGCUGCGUCUCUUCUUCUACGGUGUGUGCAAUGUAAUCUCAAUCACCUGCGCCUACACCUCUUUUGCUAUAGUACCACCCAGUAACGGCACCAUCAUGUGGCGUGCAUCCACCACAGUCUUCAGUGCCAUACUGGCCUUCCUGUUGCUGGAUGAGAGGCUGGGCUACACAGAUGUGGUCACGGUCGUGGGAAGCGUGUUCGGCCUGUGUCUUGUCAUGGUGCCAAACGUGGCGGGCGAGGAGAAGUCCAGGCUCGGGUUCUGGAAGGAGGCCUUUGGCUACACAAUGACAGUGACGGCCGGCUUGACCGCCGCCCUCUCCAUGAUCGUCUACAGAGCCAUUAAGGAGCGCGUCAGCAUGUGGACGGCACUCUUUACCUUCGGCUGGACGGGCACGGUGUGGGGUGCCUCCACCAUGUUUAUCAUGCAGGAGCCCAUCAUUCCCCUGGAUGGGGAGACCUGGGGCUAUUUAAUUGGGAUCUGUAUCUGCUCCACCGUGGCGUUCCUCGGAGUCUACUAUGCUCUAAACAAGUUUCAUCCAGCCUUAGUUAGCACAGUGCAGCACCUAGAGUUCGUGGUCGCCAUGUUGCUCCAGCUCAUUGUCCUGAGGAUGAUCCCAUCUGUCUACGAUGUCCUUGGAGGCCUAGUCAUCAUGAUCAGCGUGUUCACCCUGACAGGGCUCAAGCUGUACCGGGUGAGCAGGGCCAUUCGGCAGGAUUACCAAGAGAUCCUGGACUCGCCCAUCAAAUGAGUUUUGAUAUGUCGGUCUAUUUGUUUACAAUGUUGCUUGGUUGUGCAAUUUAAAGAAUGUCUGAAUCUUCAUCUGAUGAUUUUUGUAUCGUUGUGUUGUUGGAAGGGUGCCAGUUGUGUAACUAAUGUCUUAAUAUUUGUGUGUGAAAUAAAAGACAAAUGUAAUACGGUGA
Messenger RNA from Sebastes umbrosus (honeycomb rockfish), 1761 nucleotides. It is a transcript of the gene slc35g2b, whose product is annotated as solute carrier family 35 member G2b. The coding region runs from base 339 to 1589 and encodes 416 amino acids. The record is from RefSeq and is a predicted model, not a curated record. NCBI's taxonomy places the organism in Eukaryota, Metazoa, Chordata, Actinopteri, Perciformes, Sebastidae. Gene Ontology annotation, cellular component: membrane. The transcript is spliced from 2 exons.